Gasterosteus aculeatus aculeatus (three-spined stickleback) is the source of this 2614-nucleotide messenger RNA. Its product is annotated as transcription factor Maf. The record is from RefSeq and is a predicted model, not a curated record. NCBI's taxonomy places the organism in Eukaryota, Metazoa, Chordata, Actinopteri, Perciformes, Gasterosteidae. Gene Ontology annotation, biological process: regulation of transcription by RNA polymerase II. Gene Ontology annotation, cellular component: nucleus. Gene Ontology annotation, molecular function: DNA-binding transcription factor activity, RNA polymerase II-specific; RNA polymerase II cis-regulatory region sequence-specific DNA binding.
UUAAUUAAAACUCUAAAUGAUAUUGUAAUGAGAUUAAUAUGAUGAUGGAUGAAGAUUGAAUGCACAUUGAAUUUAACGAUUUCCUAAAAAUAAAUAUUCAGCUGUAUAUUUACCAUCGGGCACAUUCUGUCAAUCAUCCACGUCUGUUUUAUUUUACUGGCUUUUGUUCUUCUUCUCCAUGCAAAGUGGCAAAAGAAUGAAUAUUUUGUGGCAUAUGGCACAAGGCAAUGCGCUUGGACAGUUCGGAAAACUUUGGUUUCUAUACUAUUAUGCUAAUUGCGUCCCCAGGCCGAGCUCCUCAUUGGCUGAGUCUCGGACAAUUUCAUAUUUCAGUCCUGACGUCAGGGCGCCUAUAAAACUAAGCAAUGCUUUUUAACUCGUCGGCUGACUGAUGCAUUAGAAGAAGAAAAAACUAUCAAUCCUAGGGUGGAGUUUUUUUUCUCCCCACAAAGCAACUGUUUGCCCGGGACACGUGCGUGAGCCUCCUCAAUUUGGCGCACUAAUCCUAAAAGGAGCCAUGAAGUGUUAAAUGGUAGAAACACAGACAGCGGCGCUCAGACACCCGCACGCUGGGAGAGAGGGAGGAAACAGCGCUGCUCCAAUGCGUCUGUGCAACACAGGCUGAAGAAAAAAAGAAAACUUAUCGACUCACAAAACCGCAACCUGCGCUGCGCAAUUUGUGCGUGAAAAUCCACUUUUUCUCCGGUUUUGAAGAAAACAAAUAAAGAAAUCAAGCUGGCUCAGUGCGUGUCUCAACAGCCCACUUUGACAGGUGCUCCUCACCCCCUUUGGAGGACUGUCAACAGCAAGAGGAUGGCAUCAGAGCUGGCAAUGAGCAACUCCGACCUGCCCACCAGUCCCCUGGCCAUGGAAUAUGUUAAUGACUUCGAUCUGAUGAAGUUUGAAGUGAAAAAGGAGCCGGUGGAGCCCGAUCGCAGCAUCAGCCAGUGCAGCCGCCUGGUCGCCGGGGGAUCCCUAUCUUCCACCCCGAUGAGCACGCCUUGCAGCUCGGUUCCCCCCUCGCCAAGCUUCUCGGCGCCCAGUCCGGGAUCAGGGAGCGAGCAAAAGGCGCACUUGGAGGAUUUCUACUGGAUGACCGGGUACCAACAGCAGUUGAACCCCGAGGCUCUGGGCUUUAGCCCGGAGGACGCCGUAGAGGCGCUGAUCAGCAACAGCCACCAGCUCCAGACCUUCGAUGGCUACGCCAGGGGACAGCAGUUCGGCGGCGCAGCGGGGCCAGGAGGCACCAUGGCCGGGGAGGAGAUGGGAUCGGCGGCCGCCGUGGUAUCCGCGGUCAUCGCUGCAGCCGCGGCUCAGAACGGGAACCCACACCACCACCACCACCAUCACCACCACCACCACUCAGGGGCACACCAUUCCUCCUCCGGGUCCCAAUCCAGCGGCGGCGUGGGGGGGAACCACCAGCACCUGCGCUUGGAAGACCGGUUCUCGGACGAGCAGCUGGUGACGAUGUCGGUGCGGGAAUUGAACCGGCAGCUGCGGGGGGUCAGUAAGGAAGAGGUGAUCCGCCUGAAACAGAAGAGGAGGACGCUAAAGAACAGGGGCUACGCGCAGUCCUGCCGGUACAAGCGGGUCCAGCAGCGGCACGUCUUGGAGGGCGAGAAGACGCAACUCAUUCAGCAGGUGGACCACCUCAAGCAGGAGAUCUCCCGGCUGGCCAGGGAGAGGGACGCCUACAAGGAGAAAUACGAGAAGCUGAUCAGCACCGGCUUCAGAGAAAACGGAGGAUCCAGCAGCGACAACAACCCCUCAUCCCCGGAGUUUUUCAUGACGUCGAGAAAAUUCCUCCAUCUGUGAUCGAGAGCUAUGACUCUUCCGUCCCACUAUCCUGGAGUAUCAGAUAUCAUGGUACUGGAAUGCUGAUGUUUCAAGAGCAACCUACGGCACCAAGACUGCCAUAAAGCACAACGUCUCAAAAGCGUCCACACAUCGGCUUCAGGGCAACCAAACCACAGCCCCCCGAAGCCAGAGUUCAAUAUUGAAACAUUGAUGAUAAAAUAACAACAACAGGAAACAGAAAUCACUCACAUUGUUCUACUCCAACAACAAGAGAACAGACACAGAAAUUAAGGACUCUGGGAAAAAGAUUCUCCACCAUCUGUAUAUGCUGUUCAAAUGGACACGGAUCUUCCCAGGAAUACCUCCAAAUUGUAAUUUAGACUAACCAGAGUAUAGAUUAUUAAUACGUAGGUUGAGUCUUCAAUAGCAAAAAGAAAAAAUAUGAUGUCCACACCCCUUUAGCACAUGCUCAGAAAUCAGGAUAUUGUAAAUACUGUAAAGAAAACAAAUAGGGACAUUGAAACCAGAUUAUUGCAGAAUAAUGUAUAUAGCCAUGAGAACCAUACUUGGUGUGUUUAUAGAUCCAUGAGUGUCACGUGCCCAUUACUCCUUAUUUCUUCUAUGCCCCCAAGAAAUGUAGCAGAGAAAUUAGCUCUCGAUAGAAAAAAAAUCUACGUAGAAAUAGACAAAAGGAUACAGAAUAAAAUUGGGAUCACAUAAUAUUUGCCAUGUAGCGCACUAUGGCCGGACACAGAUAAUAGCUAACCCCUUAUUGCUAGGAAGGUCAUUUGCUUCUUUUAAAUGGAGAACAUGU